AUGAGUUUGAUUCACUAAAAAUUACCAUAAUUUGACAUUAUAAGAGUUGCUGGCUCAGGGAGCUUUGGUUAUGUUUUUGAGGCCUAUGAUCAUAAUAGAAAGUAAAAAGUUGCUCUAAAGAGAAUCGAAAAGGUUGGAACUCAACUUAGUAGGGAAUAUGAAAUAUUGUUUGAAGUUAAGGAAUGUGAACAUGUAGUUAAAAUCCUUGAUUUCUUCUAUUCAAGAAAUGAGGCGGGGAAAUUAAUUCAAAAUAUCGUAUUUGAAUAUAUGGAAGAUAAUCUUGAAAAUAGAAUUUAAGCUUUUAUCAAAUAAAGGAAGACAUUCUCUGAAUUGACAAUAAAAUGUUACAUAUAUUAGAUUUUAAAAGGAUUAUAAUUCAUUCACCAAAAAGGAAUAGUUCAUCGCGAUCUAAAGCCUGAGAAUGUCCUGAUAAAUAAUAAAGAGUAAAUCAAAUUGUGUGAUUUUGGAAGUUCAAAAUUGAUCACUUCAACAAGUCAAAACACUCCAUAUAUAGUUUCUAGGUAUUAUCGUGCACCUGAAUUGAUACUAUGCUUAACUAAAUAUGGAGUUUCUGUUGAUAUUUGGGCAUUAGGUUGUAUAAUGGGAGAGUUGGUAAUAAAAGAAGCUCUUUUUAAGGGGAAAAGUGAAGGAGAUUAAUUGUUUGCAAUAUUGAAAGUGAUGGGUAGUUUUAGUAAAAAAGAUGUGGAGUACUUUUCAAGCAAAGUUCCUUUUGAUAAUCAAUCAAUAUUUAAGGAACUCUCGAGAUAUAAAAAAUAAAAUCUCAGAUAAAAAUUUAGUUAAAUUAAAGAUUUAGAUAAUUAUUUAGAUUUAUUGAAUUCGAUGUUGCAAUACAACCCUGAAAAGAGAAUCAGUGCUAAGGAUGCUCUUAAACAUCCAUUUUUUAAAGAUGUAGUAAAUGAGUGA
This is a messenger RNA of Paramecium tetraurelia, 924 nucleotides long. RefSeq lists its product as uncharacterized. Gene Ontology annotation, molecular function: protein serine/threonine kinase activity; ATP binding. The transcript is spliced from 5 exons. Gene Ontology annotation, cellular component: cytoplasm. NCBI's taxonomy places the organism in Eukaryota, Ciliophora, Oligohymenophorea, Peniculida, Parameciidae. Gene Ontology annotation, biological process: protein phosphorylation; signal transduction. The record is from RefSeq and is a predicted model, not a curated record.